Molecule: messenger RNA, 7312 nt
Organism: Paramuricea clavata
Lineage: Eukaryota; Metazoa; Cnidaria; Anthozoa; Malacalcyonacea; Plexauridae
Source: the annotation of a GenBank genome assembly
AUAUUUUAGAUAACAAUUCUACUGACACUACUUCUAUAUCCUGGUUUAAUUUUAAUUGAUCAUGGCCAUUUUCAGUAUCCUUUAUCAUCAAAACCCUUUGUCAUGAACUAAAAUUGUGAAUUCUGAAAGAAAUAUAUUUGGGUAAAACGUUGAUACUUCUUUAAUGGCUUUCAAAUCUUUAAAAAUCUUUUUAAACGGGACUAUCGCGAGGUUAAAAAUGUUAAAACUUUAGAAAUACUGCGCCCAAACAGUUUAACUGUUCUUCAUAAAUAUAAUAACUUGAUGAAACAUGUGAUGCAGUUACAACCUGUUUAAAAUUUUAGCAUUUUUAACCUCGAUAAACACCAUAAACGCUGACAGAAUUUGGAGGUGACCACACUUUUGGAGUUUAAAUUUACCGAUUUUGUUUAAAUAAUGCCUUUAAAUGUUUAAAAAGAUUUUUUAAAUAUUUAAAGGCAUUAAAGUUUUAAAUAUGAGAGAUGAAAGUCUCAGAAACCAGCAUAUUAAAACGUUGAUGUGUACAGUACAUUAAUUUCAAAGUGCCAGUGGGGUAUAUACUUCUUAAAUUUGAAAGAUUAUUUCUAGUAUAAUAUUAUUAUUAAGUAACUGGGACCCAGUAUUCCAUAAAAGAUAGACUCCGUUAUGUAUGGCCCCACAGAAAAUUGUUCAUAAAGUCUGGCCGAAAUUACCGAAUUUACGUAGAACAUUGCAAUGCUGCGUAAAGAAUACUAUAUAAGGCUAAAUAAUGCAUAUCGCUUACUGUACUCUGUAGUCAUGUAUAGGUAAUUUAGGGUACGUUAACAUGCGCUCCGCUGCAUGCGAUUUGUCGUGUGGGAUUCGUAUAUUCUGGCGUAUAGAAAUUCCUGCUACGCAACAAUUAUUCCUCUUCAGUAAAUUAUAGCGAAAUUUGAAACGCAAUUAUGCAAGUCUCAUUCAUUAUUGAAUAAUUUUUUAUUGGAUAUUAUAUAACAAGUGUUCAUUGUAUAUGAUAUAUGUCACAGUUUUUAUUAAGAUUACAUUAUGCUCGAUUAUUUAACAUUGAAGAAACCAAUGUAACUAAUAAUUUGACUAGGAAGCAUUUUACUCGAUUUUUUAUACAUGUGAAAUUUCCUUCACGUUAUUGUAGAUAUAACUGUGUCAGUUUAGGUUUGGCUUUAUGGGGGAUAGUCUGUGUCAUCAAUGAUCGUGAUAUACUAGCUUCAGUAAUGUUUUCAUUGGCUCUCAACUACAAGCAAAUGGAAUUGUAUCAUGCGCUACCUUUCUUUAGUUUUCUAUUUGGGAAAGCCUUUAGAAGAAACUCGUGGUAAUUAUUAUUCAUCGUCACCGAAGCAGGAAUGUCCGUUUGCUCUCCUGCCGGCGUAAGCAUGCAAUUGAAUCUGAAUCAUUUUCAUAUCUUUCUAGGAUAAUGUUUAUUUUUAAAGUCUGCUGUCUAGGGAUUACAGUUAUAGUCACGUUUGUUUUAUGGUAAGCGCUGUCAGUAUUUCCAUGUUAGAGUAUCGAAUACCAACAGAAUCUCCGACGAAAACAUCCCGGUGAUAAAAAACCCCCAAAUUUACUAAAUUCAGUAAAAAAAAACCACAUUUCUUUUUCUAAUUUUUAAAGGUAGUUCUUAGUGACUUAGUCCCCCCUACUUCCUCAUUAGCAUUUAGUUAUGACGGGUAAACCUGACGAGCAUGCUAUGGGUGGGGUGGAGAGAAUGUUUUCUUACCACGUUCAGGAAAAUUGCUGUAUCACUUAUUCCCUAGUGGCUUUAUAUAAUGCUAAUGACGUCAUCGGGAUCGUGAAUAUUUAAUCAGUUGGAAUAUUCCUUUAUCCCUCCUACUUCCUCGUUGGCAUUAAGUUAUGGCGGGUAAUCCUGUCGACUGCGCUGCCAAUCACAUUAUUCUUCCGUAUUCCUCCUUAUUCUACCUCCCCAAAUCUCUCUUAUUAUCUCUCCAACAUUUCCUCCCCGCCAAUACUAAUUCUCCCCCAUUAUGCUAAGCGUAGUUUGUGGGAGCUCCGCCCUCUAAACAAGUUUAGCACCCCAUUCCUUCAAACAUGUAAUUUGGGAAUCCCCUUGAAGGAAGUUAGAGUUGCGCUCAGUAUACCGAAUAUAUGCGAUUCUAAGUGAUAUGUGAGUCCCCGCCUCAUAUUCUAUUGAUAUAUCCUACUCACUUUCCAUGUUCUCUGAGCCCGGGCUUCCGGUGGCUGUUACCCCCAGCACAUGUUGCUUGAGCAUCUUUCCUAGGCUGUCGAGAGAAUCAAAUGAGUGAUGCGGGCCCUCUGACAAACUGCUGGGAAAAGUUGAAAGGUAUCGCAGACGACGCUGUGAGAAAUGCAUGAUCUUGCAAAAUGCUCCUGAUAUCCGCAAAUCCAAUAUUGCAAUUCAUACAACUUGGUUUACUCGCACCCCUCCUGCGUCGGCCAUAAAAAGAUGUCCCACGGGGUCUUGCCGGCGCCUUUGCACCCGAAGGACCCUAGUGCGACUUCACAGAUGUAGUGAUUCUAUCGGCCAUUUCGUCACUGCCUGACUGGGAACUGACGCCGAGUCAGUUGUGCUCUGCAGAGCCGUUAACCAUUGUGGAAACUUUCAACUUUGCCACAGGCCUAGAUAUAUUUCUUUUCCUUGCAGCAAAAUGCAAAACAAAAUUUUUUGUGAAGAUAGUUUGUUAACGUGUUCCAAGCAGCGGUGCUGCUGGCGCUGCCAGACCUGUUCCAACACGGCUUUGCAAUCUGGUAAAACGACCGGGCAUAUGAAGUCUCUCUCAUAUGUGCCUUGUGUCACACGGUGUCACGUCCUUACUUGGAAUUUAUGUUUGCCUCCUGGAUAUACGGUCGUCUCAGGACAAGGUUUGCUCCUGCUCGGUUUUUUAUUGCACUUCUAAGUGCAAUAAAAAAACAAAACACUUUAGGCUGUUACCUAAUACAUGAGCUUUGACUUGCCUCGGACUUUUAUGCCUGUGUCAACCAAGGGCAGUUGCGUAGUACAAAUUUUGUCCCUGCUCGGACUUAAUGUUUCCUCAAUCCCAUGUUGGUUGCAUAAUACACACUUUGUCAAAGUAUUGUACUGUAUUAUGAAUAGCUUUUGUUAUACAAUACAAUACAAUACAAUAAAGAUUUAUUCACAAUGAAACUGAAGCAUGCAAUUACAGUGACAAAGGAAAAGGAAAGCUUGAGGUUAUCCCUAUAUUAAACUUCCUUAAAUAAAAUAAUUGUUAAAAAUUACUAAUUAAAAUUACAAUUACAAAUAUAUGAAUAAAUUAGAUCUUUAAAUGGAUUGCUUCUGUCAGUGGCCCACACAUACAAUGUAUUUGAAAGUUGUGUUAUUAGAAAACGUUUCUCUCUUUAUAUUUCCCUCAUGUUAGGAUGUGGGGUUUUUAUCUGAAUUCAGUAAUUUGGGGUUUUUAUCGAUGGGGGAAUUUGGUGGGCGGGGUUUUUUCCAUGUUUGUGUCGGUAUUCCAGAUUCUGUCUGUACCAAAUUGGUUGAAAUAAAAUUUUUAAUUGUAUGUCUUCACAGUUGGAUUCCAUUCUUAAGAUAUCCUCUAUUAGCUCUUCGAGUUCUUGUUAGAAUGUUUCCUGUUGGACGGGGACUUUAUGAGGUUUGUCGUGAGGUUUAUUCUUAUGAUUCAGACACAAAAUAUACUGAUAAGAAAAGAUACCAGUCACUCCAACAUAAUUCAUAUUGUAUAUAAUUUCCAACAUAUUUAAAUCUUAGUUUUCGUUAUUGCAUAGCCUAUCGAAGGGAAGAUGGUUUUGAAACUCAUUAGAUAUUUGUGUGAUGUUACUCCGAGUGUAUAUCCACACCGGGCAGGCUUGAAAAAUAUGCCCACGGUGGGAAUCGAACCUACGACCUUUGGAAUACUAGCCCAAUGCUCUGCCAACUGAGCUACGCGGUCAGGUCGGUUCGAGUAUGCGAUAUUUCGGAACUGAGUCUAGAUCUUUCGAUAUCAGUGUAAUUAUAAGUAAUAGCAUAGAAAGAGGCGAAUUAGCUAUUAAAACGUCCCGCCCGAUGAGGGUCGUUUAGUAAAAUUCCCUUGGGCGCCGCUUGAUGAGGGUCAUUUAGUAAAAUUCCCGAGGGCCGAAGGCCCGAGGGAAUUACUAAAUGAUCCGAAUCGAGCGGCGCCCAAGGGGAUUUUACUAAACGACCCUCAUCGGGCGGGACGUUUUCAAUAGCUAAUUCGCCUCUUUCUAUGCUAUUACCUUGUAAUAUCAUGAUUGCGGGUAUUCCCGUUGUUCUCGCAGGGCCAUUAAAAACCAAUUAACAACUAAUUCUACCUGACAUGACGUAAAAGCGGGUAGGAUUAGAAAAAAUGAAUAUAAUGAGGUGUAUUAGUUAUUAAUUGCCCUGCGAGAACAAAGGGAAUACCCGCAAUUAUGAUAUUAUCUAAUAAUCAUGAUAUUUGCUGUGUUGGUGUAAUGUACUCAGGUGAAUAAGAUGCUUGUGUGAUGUUACUCCGAGUGUAUAUCCACACCGGGCAGGCUUGAAAAAUAUGCCUGGCGAUGGUGGGCUAGUAUUCCAAAGGUCGUAGGUUCCAUUCCCACCGUGACCAGGCAUAUUUUUCAAGCCUGCCCGGUGUGGAUAUACACUCGGAGUAACAUCACACAAGCAUCUUAUUCACCUGAGUACAUUACACCAACACAGCAAAUACCAUUAGAUAUGUCAGUCAACAUGUCAGUCAACGUUUAUUCAUAAAGCUGGUCCUUCACCGUCACGUGUGUAUUGUAUUUUUGCCCAACUAACCAAUAGCAAUGUUUUAGGAAAGUCACCUAUCCGUGACUAUUAUUGAUUAGACUCUCGUGAUUAGAAAUUGCCAUUCAGUAAUUGGUGGAUUUGGCAAAAAUACAAUACACACGUGACGGUGAAGACCGUAUUUAUGAAUAAACGUUGCAGGCAAAUGUGCCCCUAUUUACUUUAACUUCUCCACAGAACGGUAUUCAUUUCAAUCGUUUGAAGAAUUUUGGAUAGUCGAUGACAUAUCCAUUUCACUCUGUAUCCAUUUCAGUCGGUUGAAGAGUCGGAUAGUCGAUGUAAAUCCCAUAACCUUACAUUGGCAUCACCUUAGUAUAUAUACAUGAACUGGUUAGAGCGCUGCACCGGAAUCGCAGGGUCGCUGGUUCUAUUCCUGCCAGAGGGGCUGUAGUUGUAUUUUUGACUGCUCCUGGUUAAGUGUAAUAAAUGUUAUUAAUUUGUGUCCUGGAUCCACUUUUACCAUGGCCUCUGGCGCGGAUGAAUGGGCAACUAUAUCCUAUGACGUCGAAUAAAUCAUUUACAAAUCACUACAAUUACAAAUAUUUAAUUUACUAUUUCUGUGUACAGGACAAGGUGGCAAAUGUUUGGUGUUCUCUCUCUAUCUUAAUAAAAUUUAAGGAUAUAUUUUCUACAACUACUUUGGUAAAAAUUUGGUAUGUGCUCACAGUAUAUAAUUAUUUUGGUCAUGUAUUUGAAGUAGAUUCAUAAAAAUACUUUCACGUAAAAAAUACAAUAUAUUUUUAUAACUUUUUCUGUAGUGGUUGUUCAACAGUGGCUUUCGUUUUACCAUCCAAUCUCAUGUUAGCCUUGCGUCCAUCACCAAAGUCAUUCUUACUUGCUCUCGUGAGUAUAUUACUACAUUAUAUAUAUCCAACUUCAUAAAUUACGUACUAGGGAGAGCCUGGGCUGGGUAGGUUGAGUACAUGAUUUCCUGUAUGGAUUUAUUAUACUACAAGCAUAUACACGUGUGAUGGUAUUUAGCUUUUUUUUCCAAAAGCAAAAGUUCAUCUGAAGGGCUCUGAAGCUUGUGGGGUAGUGUAACUAGAAGUAUUUACAAAAAACGUAGAUUACAAGUUAUGACUGAGGGGGGACUCAGACUCAGGGUGGCUGAGGGCCCCCUUCCCAGGCUUGUUAAAAAUUUCACGUCGAUUUGGGAAGCUGACCUCCCAAUAUUUUUGCAGAUUGCAUAAUCAUAACCUGAAAAGUUCUUAGCAACUGUAACCAAAAUAUGGAACUUUCCAUGUUUAUCGUAUUGCACCCUCCGCGUCUUCCCACUCCUUCUCCUUUGAGAGCCCCCUUGUUGUCGUUUCAGUUCUACACCAUUGGGCAUAUCUCAUGGUAGUUUGGUAUGAUUGAAAAUUUGGAAUUUAUUAACGAACGCUAAUAUCCAUACAGUGCAACAUCGCAUUUAGCUAAUGUUCGAAUUUUUCGAAAAUCGUCAUGCUUUAAAUUUUCCGAAGAUUGUUUUUAGGGAAACUGGUUAAAAAGAUUUUUUUAUGUUUUCUCAAUCACUUUCAUUUAUAUAGGUGAAUUCAUCUCUGGCGUUCUUUCUCUUUUCCUAUCAUGUUCAUGAAAAGUCUAUCCUCCUUGUUACCUUGUAAGUUUUCCAAACUUUGAUCUCAGUCAACAUGCUAGUGAUAAACUGUACAGUGCAUUCAGUUCGUAGAAUUUAUUUACUGUAUAUAUAUAUAUAAUUGUAUAUGAAAGAUAUAUAUCUAGUAUAUUCUGUGCAUUUUACAUUAAAUUUGUUUCAUAUUUAGGCCUGCUAGCUUGCUAUUGCCAUUGCAACCCCUGGAAACGAUAUGGUUCUUAUUUAUAACGUUGUUCAGGUAAGACCAGUUUACAUUGCGAAGUAAACAGGCCUGUAGGUCUCGUUUUGAAGAAAGUGUUUGGGGGAAGAAAAUGACUUUAAAGAGAUAUAGGAAGAAAGUUCAAAAGCUGCAGAGUCUUGUGUGCUCAUUUAAUUGUUUUCUUUUUAUCCCCCCUCCUUUUAUUGCUUUCAACUGGGGAAGAAAUCUGGCUUGGGCACCUGGGAACGGGUAUGCUCUGGGUACGAGAUUGGUGGGGAAGUACGUAAUAGGUGCCCAGUAUACUGAUUCUAAUAUUUUAGGUGUUACUAGGUGUACUAAAUGUUCUAUUUGUUCUAUAGCAUGAUACCCUUACUGGAAAAAGACGGACUGCUCUUAGCCUACAUUCCAUGUAUGCUCCUAUUUUUGCUUCUCGCUUUCUCAUUCCAUCUGGAUCUUAAACGUACACCAACAACUAUAAAAUUCUUGGUAUGUGUAAAUCUAAUCGUCGUCGAUUUCGGAAGAGUAAUGAGGAGUCGCCUAAUGUCAUUCAUUGAACUAAUUCAUUAUUCUUUCGUUUAUAUAGUUUUUCUCGUCCAUUGCGUGUUGUAUUCUGCUACAUGUCGUCAGUCAUCUCCAUUGUACCUCCGAGAAAGUAUCCAGACAUUUUCCCUCUAUUAAUCUCGAUGUAUUCGUGUGGACAUUUCUUGCUGUUUUUCAUUUACUCCAAUUUUCGACAGUAUAAGGAGUACUGCGCUGUUGCUGAUAAAAUAAAAAAGAAAUCGUAGAAUCUGAG